This is a messenger RNA of Cydia pomonella (codling moth), 1785 nucleotides long. RefSeq lists its product as uncharacterized. The record is from RefSeq and is a predicted model, not a curated record. The transcript is spliced from 4 exons. The coding region runs from base 241 to 1305 and encodes 354 amino acids. Lineage: Eukaryota; Metazoa; Arthropoda; Insecta; Lepidoptera; Tortricidae.
AUCGGAACCAAUUUUUGUAAUUGAUUGGAAACAGUAUCAUCUAUCAUCCCCUAGGUAUUUAUUAAAGACAAACAAUAACACAAGCUAAGUUAAUAAGGUAAAUGUAUGAAAGUAAUCUUCUGUAAUAGCCUGAAACAUAAAUAAACUGUAGGCUUGACAAUUAUAAUUAAGUACAUUAGUAAUAAUGGAAUUUUAUUUUAUUGCAAUAUUACAUUCCACCGUUACCAGCAUUGUGUAAACAUGUAUCAACCAAGAGUUAGAAGAAUAUUUGUGCAGGAAGCAAUGAAACAACGGAUACCAAAUUCCCUAUUAUCAUUUUUCGUGCUGUACCAAAUAGUUUUCGGUUUUAAAUUCGGAUGCACCAAAGUGAUGAAUAUGAAAUUUAAAAUGGUAGCUCAUUGGUUUUCUAUCGUCAUGGGUUGCUUAAUGAUGUCGGCCUUAACAUUGACAUUCACCGCGAUGCCAGAUGCAGGGGGGAGUGGGCAUUAUUGGAGGCAUAUAUCAUUCGCGCAGUACAUACCGACUUUUUGCAUAUUGAUCUCAAUGAAGUAUACGGUUUGUGAGUUCUUGUCAGACUUAAUUGUGGCACCAGAUUCUAACAGAAUAGGGCUGGUGGCUUGGGUUUACACAUUAUUGAUGUUUUCAUUAAAAAUAAGCGGAGCAAUGUUGUAUUGUGCACUGACGACAUGCACAGAAAGGAGCGAAAUGUUUCUACAGUUUUUCAUUCAUGUCCCUAUGCUUGCUUUGGACGUUAUACCCGUGGUUAAUAGUCUUAUAUUCUACCACAUUUACACUCGAGUGAGGAAUUUGAAAAUUAAACUAUCGCAGCGUGAAAUUAGCUUGGUGCAAUUAGAUAUUGAGUAUAAAGCUGUAGCGGAUUGUUUUGAUAAAUUCAGGGGAGGUUACGAUGCUAUGUUCAUUUGGGGGUUUUUAACGGACUCUCCUAAAUUCAUGCUUGUGAUGUGGAACCAUCUCCAUUCAAUGAGGACAUUCAAAUCAUGGCUUAUGAAAUCAUCAACAUACGUGUACGCGAUGCACGCUACGUUGCAGAUCUGCAUUCCGGCGGUAUUCGCUGAAAUGAUAACCGCUCAGACUGACGAGAUUAAAAUGAUUCUGCAUGAGUGGCUUUUGACCGAAAAAGACACAUCAUCAUCCGCUCGCAGCCUGCGCUACGUCGAGGCACGACCACUCCUGCGCAAAGCAUGGCGUCUCCUGCCUCUGGACCUGCGCUUGCCCACCACCAUGCUCUCCAUGUGUGCUACGUACCUCAUCGUUAUCAUACAGUUCACGCACCUUUACGACUAGUGUCGUCUCAAAUUUUCGAACCGAUACGACCUUCAAACCUUGAAGAAAAGAGCGUUCUCCCACCUUAACACCCAGCCAGCCACGAACUACGAGCGUAGCCGAUGACAAUGGAAAACACCGUAUGUAUAGCGAAAAGCGCUUACGAACAGAGAACCUGCCUAAAUGAGUACCGGACACCCGCUCAGCGGGUUCCCUGUUCGUAGUCGCUUUCCUCUACAAAGCGGGAAAACUCUGCGAUCGGCUACGAGCGUAGCGCUACGAAAACGUUGGUAGCGAAAGGCCGACCACGCUCUUACAAGUCUUACAACCCUUCGGCUGCCUUUCGACCAGAGAUAGCUCCAGCUACAGCUACGUUUCAAAUGUAUGGAAACAUAGCAUAGCACAUGUCUGGUCGUAAGGCACCCUUCGGGCCGUACAGCCUUACAUCCAUGGCCGACAGUAAUCGCUUCUGAGAUGUAAAUAUCGGUUUGUAGGGUUCCG